UAACAACGUAUUUUUGCAGCCUACCAUUCUUUUUAAACAUUUUGCUAGAAAUUGAAUAUUUUCCACUCUGUUUUGGAUACGUAAUGCAACAUAUUUUUACUCGUUUACAUAUCUACAACAGCGACAUAACACACGAUCACGCUUGGAACAAACACACCUUGUUUUUUUUAAAUUAGCACACACACACACUUUCAGUUACACUAUGAGUCACCUUCCUGUCUCUUGGCUGAGGUCCCAAGGUUGAAACAAGAUCAGACCAAUACAUCAGCAAACAGUUAACAGCAGGUUUCCUGAUCAUUGGGACCGAAUAAUGAAUGAAGUUAUUGUCGUCCCAGGCCGAGUGCCCUCGAGACAUUUCGUCACGUUAUAAUCAUGCGAGAUCUUAUAACAAGAGAUCUCGCGCCAUCCCUAACCAGUACAAUCCGCCCUUUCCGAGGUGACAGUGUCAGCACUGUCUGUCAGUUGUCAUUUUUGUGUUUGGUGUCACGUUACAAACCAAAAUAUGUUUUGGACAGUAAGAACGCAAACACCGGCUAGCAUAUGUUAGGAGUAGUGGUUUGAAAGAACAGAUUGUUAAAAAAAAAAAAAAAAGUUUGUAUAUUUCACAAUUGCGAACUGCAUAACAAUUGCCAUAAUUUUGAUUCGGCCUGAAUAAAAUAAGUGUCCUUUAUGGCUGUCUCUCACCGCCAGUGUCUGGUGUUCACGUACAUGUCUGUAGCUCGUGCACACACAUAAAAGCAGUCUCAGAGAAGCGACUGACAAUUUGCAGUCAUUGUACGGUUAUGAUAGACUAUACUGUACAUUCAACAUUAGUAGCUAAACUUAGCCACAUCGUUAUCAUUAAUGUGCGCUCCAGUGUUACAGCUUAUGUACACGAAGCAGGAAUGUUACUUUUCAAUGCUGGAGGAACUGGUAAAUACAGUCAGUUUAAGCAACCUAAUCCACGUCUUAAAGGGAGUGUUGCAAUGGUUAGGUGGCUGUCUAGAGGGCACAGACUUUUGAACAUGCUGGAUGAGUUAUAUCUCACCCUCUUCCUGCUCUGAGCAAGUAAGAUACGCUCCAUGUCGCACACACGCGCAUUAGUUUCAAUAGUCAGCUAAUGAUAGCGAUUUGGUAAAGUUUUGCUACUAACUUGAGCUAUCAUUGAAUGAAUAGCGUUUGUGCUGUGUACGUACAAGACCGCUGUGUGUGACAACCAUGAACGCCACUUCUCUAACACAGCAACACAUCCAGCUGCUGAUUGGUUGUCAAGAAGAAUGGUCCACUCAGCUGCAGAGGGUGAGCUCCAUUUGGAAGCAGGAGGAUCUGCAGGAAGUCUGGACCACUCAGGAGGGAGAAUUUUUUCUCGGGCCGGAGGAGACUGAGUUCACAAAGUUUCCACUGACUGGUGUCUCUGUGGAGUCUGAAGACCAUGAAAACAAACCACAUGAGUCCUCACAUUGGUUGUGUCCUUCAGAUGUCCAGCCGCUGAUUGGUCAUCAGAAAGAACAUCCCAGGGGGAUGCCACAGGUGGUGACCUCCACUUUGAAGGAGGAAGGGCCACAGCCUACCCAUGUUAAAGAGGAAGAGGAGGAACUCUGGAUCACUCAGGAGGGUGAGUGUUUUGUAGGGUUGGAGGAGGCUGAUCUCACCAAGCUGCCACUGACUGUUAUCUCUGUGAAAACUGAAGACGAUGAAGACAAACCACCUGAGUCCUCACAGCUUCAUCGCAGUCCAAGUGAGGAGAACAGAGGGGCAGAGCCUCCAAACAGAAGCUCACCACAACACAUGACAACAGAAGCUGAUGGAGACCACUGUGGAGGAUCACAAGCAGACAACCUCUUAGCUCCACUAUCAGAUAGUGACGACACAACGUCACACUCUCCUGAGGAUGAAGACAGGGACGGCAACCAAGAACCUUUGAGUAACGAUACAGACUGGGAAGGUGAUAUGAAUAUAGACACUGAGUUUAAACUCUCUGAAUGCUCUAAAAAGAAAACAGGUAAAAAACAUUGGACCUGCUCAGUUUGUGCAAAAAGAUUUUCUUUUAAGUGCCACUUGACUCAACACAUGGUGACACACACAGAAUUAAAAUCUUUUGCUUGUUCUGUUUGUGGUCAAAGGUUCUCUCGAAAAUCAAAUAUGGCAUCACACAUGAGAACGCACACAGGAGAACAACCUUUUGCUUGUUCUGUUUGUGGUCAAAGAUUCUCUAAUCAGUCAACUAUGGUACGACACCUGAGAACGCACACAGGGGAAAGACCGUUUAGUUGCUCAGUUUGUGAUAAAAGGUUCUCUCGAAAGUCAAAUAUGGCAGCACACAUGAGAACACACACAGGAGAAAAACCUUUUGCUUGUUCUGUUUGUGGUCGAAGAUUCUCUGAUCAAUCUACUAUGAUACGACAUGUGAGAAUGCACACAGGAGAAAAACCGUAUAGUUGCUCAGUUUGUCAUAAAAGAUUCUCUCAAAAGUCUACUGUGGUAUCACACAUGAGAACACACACAGGAGAACAAUCUUAUGUUUGUCGUCAAAAAUGUUCUGAUCAGUCAAGUAUAGUAUCACACAUGAGAACACACACAGGAGAACAAUCCAUUAGUUGCUCAGUUUGUUGUAAAACAUUCACUCGGAAAAGAGAGAUGAUCAGACACAUGAGAACACACACAGGAGAAAAACCUUUUGGUUGUUCUGUUUGUGGUCAAAGAUUCUCUCGAAAGUCAAAUAUGGUAUCACACAUGAAAAUACACACAGGACAAAAAACUUUUUGUUGUGCAGUUUGUGGUGAAAGUUAUACUCACAGACCCAGUUUGACUCGACACUUGCUGAAACACACAGCACAAAAACCCUUUAGUUGCUCAGUUUGUUGCAAAAGAUUCUCUCACAAAGACACGAUGGUCAGACACAUGAGAACACACCCAGGAGAAAAACCUUUUAGUUGCUCAGUUUGUGCUCAAAGAUUCUCUCAAAAGGCGCAUGUGGUAUCACACAUGAGGGUACACACAGGAGAAAAACCCUUUAGUUGCUCAAUUUGUGAUAAAAGAUUCACUCGGAAAGCAGAGAUGGUCAGACACAUGAGAACACACACAGGAGAAAAACCUUUUGGGUGUUCUGUUUGUGGUCAAAGAUUCACUCGAAAGUCAAGUAUGGUCACACACAUGAGUAUACACACAGGACACAAACCGUUUCGUUGCUCAGUUUGUGGUGAAAGUUACUCUUGUAAGAAAAGCUUGACAACACACUUGCAGACACACAACUGAGAAUAAACACUUUACUGGGCAGUUUGUGUUAAAAGAUGAUCAAAUCACACAGAAGCUUCUAGAAAGUGGUUAUCCUCUGUGUAUGUUAUCAGAUUUUCUCAUGGGAUUGUGUGCUGUUCAUAACAGCAGCGACACAACCUUGAUUGGUUGAGGACAACAUGGAGUUUUUCCUUAUAUUGGAUUACAAAAAUGAUAAUGAAAUUGUGUUUGUGUUGUGACAAUGUUCUGUAAUUGUGUUGUACAUUCUCACAGAGCAUAAGUUACUGAGUCUCCACUAACUUAACAAAACACUUAAAUCUGCUUUAAUAGAGCGAUAGGAACAACCCUGUGACAAACAGAAGAUCAUGUGACUAGGUGUCCAUUUUGGGACAAUGACACUAAUUUAUUAAUUUCUUAGUGAAUGUGAAUAAUGACAUGAUGCAUGACUAUAUAGAUGUGUGUUGAAACAAUGUGACGUCAAUGUAAUUAGACCAAAACAACAAAAGGUCACUCCACACCAUGCCCACUUCAAAGGGUAUAAAUGAUUCUGUAGUCAUUUCACAUAAUAUACAUAAUCAAAUAUAUUAAACAAAAUUUUGUACUUGAUUUUGUGCUCUUUGUUGAAGUAGCUUUCAUACAAAGAUAUUUGCGAUAAAGUCUGCUUAUUUUGAUAUGUUUCAUUUUUAUGUCAUUCCAACUCAGUGGAAUUAGUUUUUAAGCACUUAGCCUACUUCCUGCUUCCCAUCAUGCUUUGCUGGACCGCUUUGUAAGUAGUGGUUACUAAUACUGUACGUGUCAUGUAAGUUAUUUAUAUUUUCACGUAGUGUUAGUAGUUGCCCUGUGUGUAUCUUUUUGUUUGCCAUCAUGACAAUGGUUAGCGUUCUGUGUAGUUAUCCUUCUUUCAUUCUGGCUGUGUGGUAAGCUCGCUGGACUUUUGGUCUUGAUGAAUGACUGACCAAGUAAAGAGCUACUUAAUUUAUGGCAGCUGUGCUGCUGCUGAACGCAUCUUCGAAAAUGCAAGAAUGUCACUUUGUAUAGUUUUAGCUUGACCAAUUCCAAUACUAAAGAAUAUAAAGGUUAGUAUCACUCAGUUGUAUAUAUUGUAUGGAUUGGAAUAAAAUAUGUAUCUCUCACUGCCUUGUACUAAUUUAGACAUUACUCUUAUUGAUAUCUGAUAUUUUUGCUUAGGUUUUGGUUAUUUUUGUGUUUUAUAUGAAUCUACACGAACGGGUAAUUUUUAAGGGUAUUAUUUGAUUCAUAUUUACUCACCAUUUAACACUGUUACAUUUAUUUAAUAUUGUCCGCAAUCUGUUGACUCAAAUUUGAGUAGUUACGGUGUAUCUUUUUUUUUUUUUUACUGUUAUAAAAAUGUGAUGUACGGCCUGAGAGAAUCAC
Messenger RNA from Dunckerocampus dactyliophorus (ringed pipefish), 4608 nucleotides. Its product is annotated as zinc finger protein ZFP2-like. The record is from RefSeq and is a predicted model, not a curated record. Lineage: Eukaryota; Metazoa; Chordata; Actinopteri; Syngnathiformes; Syngnathidae. Gene Ontology annotation, biological process: regulation of transcription by RNA polymerase II. Gene Ontology annotation, molecular function: RNA polymerase II cis-regulatory region sequence-specific DNA binding; DNA-binding transcription activator activity, RNA polymerase II-specific. The coding region runs from base 1198 to 3234 and encodes 678 amino acids. Gene Ontology annotation, cellular component: nucleus. The transcript is spliced from 2 exons.